Messenger RNA from Xenopus tropicalis (tropical clawed frog), 2433 nucleotides. It is a transcript of the gene foxf1, whose product is annotated as forkhead box F1. Gene Ontology annotation, biological process: system development; animal gross anatomical part developmental process; regulation of DNA-templated transcription. Gene Ontology annotation, molecular function: sequence-specific DNA binding; DNA-binding transcription factor activity. Gene Ontology annotation, cellular component: nucleus. The record is from RefSeq and is marked provisional. NCBI's taxonomy places the organism in Eukaryota, Metazoa, Chordata, Amphibia, Anura, Pipidae.
UUCGAGGCUGAGCAGCAGCAACUUUCUGCUUUAGCCCGGAGACGCAAUCGUAGGCAAGGUCCUUGCCAGCCUGCACCCAGCCAUCCACUAACGGACCCAACAUCAGUUACCAAGGGACCAUUCAGCCACACACAGCGGGACCUAUCACCGGUGGCGCAAGGGCAGCGCAUAUGUAGGAAUUCUCCGCCGCUUCUCCAGCUCUCGCCUGUAUUCCCAGCGCUCAGAAGAAACUUUCCCAAAGGCCAAGCAGCCAAGUGCGAACUGCGGGACUCGUAUCCUCCCUCCCAGCCCUGCCUGCGCUCUCAGCUUUCCUCAUUUUCUUCAGCUGCAGCCUGAAAAGCUCUGUAAAUGACUGCAGAGAUUCAGCAGCCCCCCUCCCAGCCCCCUGCCCAGAGCAGCCCAAUGUCUGCGGCCACUGACAAGCACGGAGGGCAGCCAUCGGUUAUGGAGUCUGCCAACUGUGCCACCAAAACCAAGAAGACCAACGCUGGCAUAAGAAGGCCAGAAAAGCCGCCUUACUCGUACAUUGCGCUAAUAGUCAUGGCCAUCCAGAGCUCCCCCACCAAAAGGCUCACCCUCAGCGAGAUCUACCAGUUUCUGCAGAGCCGCUUCCCAUUUUUCCGAGGCUCCUACCAGGGCUGGAAAAACUCUGUCAGGCACAACCUGUCCCUAAAUGAGUGCUUUAUCAAACUGCCCAAGGGGCUGGGCAGACCCGGGAAGGGCCAUUACUGGACCAUUGACCCGGCCAGUGAGUUUAUGUUUGAGGAGGGCUCCUUUAGAAGAAGACCAAGAGGCUUCAGGAGGAAAUGCCAAGCUCUCAAACCCAUGUAUAGCAUGAUGAAUGGCCUGGGCUUCAACCACAUACCAGAGACUUACAGCUUUCAAGGGGCAAGUGGAACCAUCGCUUGUCCACCCAACAGCUUGUCAUUGGACAGUGGCAUUGGAAUGAUGAACGGCCAUUUGCCAAGUAAUGUAGAUGGAAUGGGUUUAAGUGGACACCCAGUAUCGCAUAUAGCUGCUAACGGUGGUCAUUCCUACAUGGGUAGCUGCACAGGCUCCUCUGGUGGGGACUACUCCCAUCAUGAUUCCGGCUCUCCUCUCCUAGGGGGAGGGGGGGUGAUGGAGCCCCAUUCCGUCUAUUCCAGCCCCGCAUCGGCUUGGGCCCCAUCAGCUUCAACCCCAUACAUCAAACAACAGCCUCUCUCCCCUUGUAACUCUGCUGCUAACCCACUGUCCUCCAGCCUCUCCUCCCACUCUCUGGACCAGUCCUACCUGCACCAGAACAGCCACAAUACAGCCUCAGAGUUACAAGGUAUCCCAAGGUACCACUCCCAGUCUCCUAGUAUGAACGACAGAAAAGAAUUCGUUUUCUCUUUUAAUGCCAUGGCCUCAUCAUCGAUGCACUCUGGCAGUGGAUCUUAUUACCACCAGCAAGUAGGUUACCAAGAUAUCAAGCCCUGCGUGAUGUGAUUGGAUAGCUUUGUCUCAGACUUGCCCUCUUCCAGCGCUUCUGGCAGCCAAGUGGUUAAACAAGAAGUUAGUCAUUGCACUAACCAAAGAGGUAUUUGUUCCCAUAUUGAGGACGGAAAAAAAACUCUUAGAUGGAAAAGAAAUAGUUUUGCAUAAUAGAUUUUCUUACUGAGGUCUUUUUUAUACUUCAAACAUUUAUGUUUUUUAAAGAACUAGCACAGAAAGGCCAAAACGUUACCCUUUCAUUGCCUGGUAACCUUGCAACCCACCCAGUGUCGAGCAAAACCUAACCAGGCCUAAAGGUGCGUACCCAAUAACGCAGCAAGAUCCUGGACCCCAACACAACAACUGUCUCCUCAAAUUCUGCGGGGUAAUUAUCGAAGAAAGGUGGGAUGAGAGAACUGGUUUCAUUUUGGACAUAAAACAAUGAGCGUUCAGUGUAUUUUUCUAGUAUAAAAUGUGCCCUUUAUGUGACAGGCAAUGUACUCCCUUAUUUAGCGCAACGGCGUUAGAUGGAAUGAGAAGAAAAGACUUCUGAACUGCCCUCUGUAGAGAGUUACCAUGGCACUUUUCACUCACUCUCUUUAUUUAUUUAUCUUUCCCUUUCCUUUUUUUUUUAAUGACAACGCGACACCAGAUGCAUCCGUCGGUUUAUCAGUAUUGAUGGUGUUUUUGUGUUGGCAAUAUUUGCCAAGUGAAUUUUGUUUUCUUCUUUAAAGUCACUGUAAAUUUGGAACAAAAUUCCGUUCUGUGUAAAGUCAGUCUUUAAUAUGUUUUAUAUAAAUCUAUAUUAUAUAUAUAAAAUAAGGGAUGUUCGUGUGUUAGGUGGGUGCAUUCGGCACCGACCCUGUUAUUUUUCUCUGCACUGUAUAAAUGUAACGGAGACAGCGUUUCCCCCCUUGUGUACAUCUGACAAAAAACACCAAGAAAAAAAAUAAAAUUUGUAUGUUAUUUGUAAUUGUA